Messenger RNA from Cladophialophora psammophila CBS 110553, 1635 nucleotides. RefSeq lists its product as uncharacterized. The transcript has a single exon. Bases 1 to 1635 code for a protein of 544 amino acids. NCBI's taxonomy places the organism in Eukaryota, Fungi, Ascomycota, Eurotiomycetes, Chaetothyriales, Herpotrichiellaceae. The record is from RefSeq and is a predicted model, not a curated record. Gene Ontology annotation, molecular function: oxidoreductase activity.
AUGGGGUCCAUGAGUCCCGAGAAACAAUGGGAGGUGAUGAUUGUAGGCGGAGGGUUUGGAGGGAUGUAUCUCCUGAACAAGCUCCGCAAAUUCGGGUUCGAUGUCCAUCUCUACGAAGCCGCGAGCACCUUCGGAGGGACCUGGUACUGGAACUGUUACCCGGGGGCCCGUGUCGACUCGAUCGUUCCUACCUACCAAUUCUCGUCCGACGAGACGUGGGAUCAGUGGGAAUGGAGCGAGGCGUACCCGAAGCGCGAGGAGCUCGAGGCGUACUUUCAGCACGUCGGGAAGCUCUGGAGUCUGCACUCGGACGCGACGUUCAACUCGCGUGUUGUCAGUGCGCACUGGGACAUGGCGCAGAAGAUGUGGACGUGCGAGAUAUCGAAUGACCAAGACAACACGACGACCAUCGUCAAGACGCGGAUUUUGCUCUUCUGCGCCGGCCUCGCGGCUGUGCCGUACAAACCACCGUUCAAAGGAGUCGACGACUUCAAGGGAAGUAUAUACCACACGUCGAGAUGGCCACGCGAAGGCGUCGAUCUCACGGGGAAGCGAUGCGCCGUCAUCGGCACCGGAGCCACGGGAGUCCAAGUUGUCCAGGAAGUCGGGCCAGUGGCAUCGCGACUGACCGUGUUUCAGCGGACGCCGAACACAGCAUUGCCGAUGGACCAGGCCGCGCUGAGCAGAGAAGACAACAACAAGCUGAAGAAGGAGAUGCCGGAGACGAUAGAGCUCGCCAAGGCCACGUGGGCGGGCUUCCUGUACUCCUGGCACGACAAGUGCGCGAUGGAAGACAGCCCGGAGGAGCGGGAGAAGUUCUACGAGGAGUUGUGGAAGAGAGGAGGCUUUGGUUUUUGGGUCGGCAACUACAAGGACACGUCGUUCACGCAGGAGGCCGCCGACGCGGCGUACGCGUUCUGGCGGAAGAAGACGGCGCCCCUGAUCAAGGACCCCUACAAGCGAGAGAAACUGUGCCCCGAGAAGGCUCCGAACCCGUUCGGCACCAAGCGGAUAUCCUUGUACAGGACCUAUUUCGAUGUCUUCAACCUGCCCACCGUGGACCUUAUCGACGUCAACGAGAACCCGAUCGACGAGUUCACAGAGAGGGGAAUCAAGCUGCAGGACGGCAAGGAAAUCGAGCUGGAUGUCAUCAUCUUCGCCACGGGCUUCGACACCAUCACCGGUGGCCUCACGCACGUCGACAUCCGCGGCAUCGACCCGUCCUUCACGCUCGGGGAGAAGUGGAAGAAGGGCUGCCAGACGUACCUGGGCAUGUGCAGCAACGGGUUCCCGAAUUUCUUCUGGGUCUACGGCCCCCAGUCGCCCGGUCCGUUCUCCAUCGGCCCCAACUGCAUAGAGUACCAGGGCGACUGGCUGACGGACUUGUUGCGCGACUUGCGGAGGGACAAGAUCACCACGAUCGAAGCCACGCUGGAGGCCGAGCAGAAGUGGAGGGAGGGCAUUCUUGAGGCCGGCGACAAGGGUCUCUUCAAGUACGCAAAGAGCUGGUGGUUCGGCGCCAAUAUCCCCGGAAAGCCCAGGGAGUGCUACAACUACAUGAUGGGCAUGCCGCAGUAUAGGAAGACGUGCGGCGAGGUCAGGAAGAAUGGGUAUGAAGGAUUUCAACUGAAGUGA